GUGAAUAUGGUUUACCAACACAUGACGUGGUUUCGCUUAAUCUGCUGUUCUCGAUUUUCUCUUGCUUUUCUACAAAUGACUUCAGAUGUCCCCGACGAGUUUUAUCAGGGUCCAGAAGUUGCCUACAGCCUUGUUUUUGGGGAAAAUUAUUUCACAUGGGAAUGGGAUCACCAAUUACGAAGUUUUAUGCAUCCUUUGUUUUAUGCGCUUGGUUUUAAAUUGUUACAAAAUUAUUCGAUAGAUUUUUCUAUUUUGUUAGUUCUGUUGCCACGCUUACAACAUGCUCUUUUGUCAGUGAUUGCAGAAACUAUGUUUUGUCUCACGGUCAAUCAAAUGUACGGAAUGCCAGUUGCAUCAUGGACAGCAUUUUGUCUAUCCACAUGCAUAUUCGCAAACCACUGUUUCACGAGAACGCUGAGCAAUUCGCUGGAGACUUCGCUUAUGAUGAUAGCAUUUUCCUACUACCCAGCUUGGAAUGAAAGCUUCUUCAAGGCGCACAACCGAAAAUUGAAUUUCUUGAAGUAUCUUAUCUUCAGUGCAUUGGCAUGUUAUGCUCGUCCUACAUCAGCCAUUUUGAGUGUUCCAAUGUCCUUGUACUGCCUGUGGAAUCUGGACUUCAAAGCAACGAUGGUGUUCCAAAUGGGAGUGGUCGGAAUAAAUGCUUUGAUCUGUCAAGUGGCAAUUGACUCUGCCCUGUACGGAGGUGGCACUACUGUGUUUCCAUUGUGGAACUUCGUCAAGUUCAAUUUUCUGUCUGAUAGCAACAAAAUCUUCGGCGUGAACUCAGUGUUCUGGUACAUCUACGCCGGAGUUCCUGGAGUCCUGGGCACUUUUCUGCCCUUCUUCCUCCUUGGAGUCUACAAGUCCUGGCGCGAUAAGAGAAUGUCGAGGCUGAUGUUGUAUCUGAUUGUGUUGUCAGUGGUGUUCUACAGUAUUCCGCCUCACAAGGAGAUGAGAUUCAUUCUACCAGUGCUGCCUCUCAUGUUGGUCUACGCUGCCUACUAUUUCGCUAACUGUGCAUCCUACCGCGUGCAGAAUCUAUGCAGAUGGAGUCUAGCUUCAGUAAACGCAAUAGUCACUCUCUACUUGAGCAUCUAUCACCAGUCAGGAUCAAUAUUUGCGGCACACUACUUGAACAUCCGACUUAAAAACACCAUAGCGCCUUCAGCUGCAAUCUUAACACCAUGCUACACUCUGCCUGGAAGAACUCACAUGCAUAUCCAUAAUUUGACAAUCCGAAGUUUAGAUUGCAGGCCAAAUUUGGACCAGAAGCCAGACUAUUUGACGGAAACGCAACAGUUCAUAAAAGACCCUCGUGAGUGGACAGUUGAAAAUUUUGGCUCCGAAAAUACCUUUGCAAAUUUUUCGUACUUGGUUAUGUUUGACUAUGUUUAUCCUUUGAUAGAGGAUUUGCUGAAUCGUGAUGGAUUUUUUAUUGAUAAAUAUUUCCAUUACUCUCAUUUUGCUGAUGAGAAUGACGGACAAAGUAAAAUUUUACUUGUUCUGGCAUCCACAAAUAAUUUAUGACAUGACGAUCAGAAUUGAUCUUCCUAGUGCAAUUAUUUUGAUGUAAUUGAUGAGAUUGAUAUGAAGCUAAUUUGUACAUUGUGAAUUGACCUGCUUUUUCAGAA
Symsagittifera roscoffensis is the source of this 1631-nucleotide messenger RNA. Its product is annotated as GPI mannosyltransferase 3-like. Lineage: Eukaryota; Metazoa; Xenacoelomorpha; Acoela; Convolutidae. Gene Ontology annotation, cellular component: endoplasmic reticulum membrane. Bases 7 to 1527 code for a protein of 506 amino acids. Gene Ontology annotation, biological process: GPI anchor biosynthetic process. The transcript is spliced from 5 exons. The record is from RefSeq and is a predicted model, not a curated record. Gene Ontology annotation, molecular function: alpha-1,2-mannosyltransferase activity.